AUGUUGGCCGCCAUCUUUGUUUACAUCGACGCUCACCUCAUCGUCAAAGAACGACAACCAGACAAAGUACCACUUAAAUAUUACAGGCACCUCAGGACCACCGGGACGACCCCUGCACAGUCUCAGGACCACUGGGACGACCCCUGCACAGUCUCAGGACCACUGGGACGACCCCUGCACAGCCUCAGGACCACUGGGACGACCCCUGCACAGUCUCAGGACCACUGGGACGACCCCUGCACAGUCUCAGGACCACUGGGACGACCCCUGCACAGCCUCAGGACCACUGAGACGACCCCCUGCACAGCCUCAGGACCACUGGGACGACCCCUGCACAGCCUCAGGACCACUGAGACGACCCCUGCACAGCCUCAGGACCACUGGGACGACCCCCUGCACAGCCUCAGGACCACUGGGACGACCCCUGCACAGUCUCAGGACCACUGGGACGACCCCUGCACAGUCUCAGGACCACUGGGACGACCCCUGCACAGCCUCAGGACCACUGGGACGACCCCUGCACAGUCUCAGGACCACUGGGACGACCCCUGCACAGCCUCAGGACCACUGGGACGACCCCUGCACAGUCUCAGGACCACUGGGACGACCCCUGCACAGUCUCAGGACCACUGGGACGACCCCUGCACAGCCUCAGGACCACUGAGACGACCCCCUGCACAGCCUCAGGACCACUGGGACGACCCCUGCACAGCCUCAGGACCACUGAGACGACCCCUGCGCAGCCUCAGGUCCACUGGGACGACCCCUGCACAGCCUCAGGACCACUGA
This is a messenger RNA of Procambarus clarkii (red swamp crayfish), 789 nucleotides long. Lineage: Eukaryota; Metazoa; Arthropoda; Malacostraca; Decapoda; Cambaridae. The record is from RefSeq and is a predicted model, not a curated record.